AGACUCAUCUGUCACAAUCUGUGCAGCUGUAGGUUAGGUUUUUAAUUCGUUUAAUAAUAGUGUAUUGUUUUUUUGUUUUGCAACAAUGCUCGAUCUUUUUACAAUAUUCAGCAAAGGAGGCAUUGUCCUCUGGUGCUUUCAGAGUACAUCGCAAAUUUUUACACCCAGCGUCAAUGCACUUAUUCGUAGUGUCAUUCUGCAGGAACGUACCGGAAAUCAUACUUACGAGCAUGAAUCGCUUCGUCUUCAGUACAAGUUGGAUAAUGAAUUUGAAUUAAUAUUUGUCGUUGCUUAUCAGAAGAUACUUCAACUCUCGUAUGUGGAUAAAUUUUUGAAUGAUGUUCAUUUGGAAUUUCGUGAUCGCUUCAAGAAUGAAUUACAAAAUUCCCAAUGGUUUUUUGAUUAUCAAUUCAAAAAGAGUUAUGAGAGUAUUUUACAUUCUGCGGAAAAUUGGGGUAAAACGCAGGCAAAAAUACCGAAACAAAUGCGAACUUUUGACGAAAGUCUCAAGUCAAAGAAAACCGUAGCUAGUAUGAUUGAACGAAAAGAUGACAAGGAAAAUAAAAAACAAGGUAAAAAGAAGAAAGGGACCAAUGCUACUGAUGAUGAUUCGAUGGUUACACCAGAAGUUUCUCAUGUAGAAUCUCCUAAAGCAGUACAAAAUGUAAGCGAAGAUGACUCUGAGGAUGUUUUGUUAAUGAAUCGAAUGAAACUCGCUCAAAAGUUUUCCGGGCAGAAAAAGAAAGCUGACAAACAAAAAAGUCCAAAACCUGAGAAAGCAGGGAAAAAACCUCGUGUUUGGGAAUUGGGUGGUACAACAAAGGAUCUCGCCUCCCUGGAACGCACUAGAGACAAACCGGAGGAUGAAAAUAAUUACGUUCCAGCUGAUAAGACACUAAUUGGCAUGAUGAAGGGCGGAAUUAAAGAUCUAGAAGUGGACAGUGAUUCAGAAAUGGAAAUUGAGGAUGAUGAAGAUGAGGAAGAAGUGAAAGUAAAUAAACCGACAGUACAAAAGAAAUCUAGUGGAAUGUUCUCCAUGUUCAAGAGUCUUGUAGGAAAUAAAUCGUUGAAGCACGAAGAUAUGCUUCCAGCGCUUGAUAAAUUUAAAGAUCAUUUAAUCUCAAAAAAUGUUGCUUCCGAUAUUGCGGGUAAACUCUGCGAUUCAGUUGCCACAAAACUCCAGGGCAAAGUUCUUGGUACAUUCGAGAGUAUUGCAAGUACAGUGAAAGCAACAUUGAACGAUGCCCUCGUGCAAAUUCUCUCGCCAAAGCGAAGAGUCGAUAUUUUACGUGACGCUUUUGAAGCAAAGAAAAAUAGUCGACCCUAUGUCAUGGCAUUCUGCGGUGUCAAUGGAGUUGGAAAGUCAACAAAUUUAGCAAAAAUUUGCUUCUGGCUGAUUGAAAAUAAUUUCCGUGUUUUGAUCGCCGCUUGCGAUACAUUCAGAGCCGGAGCUGUUGAGCAGUUGAGAACGCAUAUGCGUCAUUUGAAUGCACUACAUCCGGCGGAGAAGCAUGGAAAUCAAACGAUGGUGCAACUUUAUGAGAAGGGAUAUGGAAAGGAUGCGGCGGGUAUUGCAAUGGAGGCGAUUCGUUUCGCAAAGGAAUCGAGAUUCGAUGUUGUUUUAGUUGAUACCGCUGGAAGAAUGCAAGACAACGAACCUUUGAUGCGAGCUUUGACCAAAUUGAUCAAAGUUAAUGAUCCUGACCUUGUUCUUUUUGUUGGAGAGGCGCUUGUCGGUAAUGAAGCUGUGGAUCAAUUGGUCAAGUUUAAUCAAGCCUUAGCUGAUUAUAGCAGUUCUAAUAAUCCUCAUAUUAUCGACGGUAUCGUACUGACUAAAUUUGAUACUAUAGAUGAUAAGGUUGGUGCAGCUAUUUCGAUGACAUAUAUCACUGGCCAGCCAAUCGUUUUUGUUGGAACUGGUCAAACCUAUACAGACCUUAAAUCGUUAAAUGCAAAGGCUGUGGUACACGCUCUGAUGAAGUAAAUCAUGUUCCAUUAUAUAAAUACUGAAUACAUUCGCAUUAUUUAUCAUUGCUAAGAAUUACGAAAACAGUUUCAAUUACUGUAAUUAUAA
This is a messenger RNA of Leptopilina heterotoma, 2074 nucleotides long. RefSeq names its product signal recognition particle receptor subunit alpha homolog (gene SrpRalpha). Gene Ontology annotation, biological process: SRP-dependent cotranslational protein targeting to membrane. The coding region runs from base 86 to 1984 and encodes 632 amino acids. Lineage: Eukaryota; Metazoa; Arthropoda; Insecta; Hymenoptera; Figitidae. The record is from RefSeq and is a predicted model, not a curated record. The transcript is spliced from 8 exons. Gene Ontology annotation, cellular component: endoplasmic reticulum membrane; signal recognition particle receptor complex. Gene Ontology annotation, molecular function: signal recognition particle binding; ATP hydrolysis activity; GTP binding.